AUGUCGACUCCCACGACACCAGAAUUCAACUCGUCCGAGCCCUGGGGCGGCGAUCCUCUAACCACCGACGUCAAUGCGCAAUACGCUGGACUCGAGUACCACUACACCUACCUCGUCUUCUGCGGCUUCAUCGUCUGGCUCAUCAUUCCCGGAAUCGGACUGCUGUACGGUGGGCUCGCGAGAAGAAAGAGUUCCCUGUCGCUGCUGUUCCAAAGCUUGAUGGUGGCGUCGGUGACGACGUUCCAAUGGAUGUUUUGGGGCUACAGUCUCGCGUACUCGAGGACGGCGAAUGCGUUUAUUGGAGAUUUGACCAACUUUGGCAUGAUGAAAGUGAGAGCUGCGCCGAGUCCGGGGAGUGCGGUGAUUCCUGAGAUCGUCUUUUGCCUGUACCAAAUGCUCUUCUGCGCCUGCACCGUGCAAAUCGUUAUCGGCGGUUCGUUCGAGCGUGGUCGCAUCCUGCCUUCACUGGUCUUUGCCUUCUUCUGGGCCACGGUCGUCUACUGCCCCAUUGCGUGUUGGACCUGGAACAGUAACGGCUGGCUGUACACGUUGCCCUCGCUCGACUUUGCUGGAGGUGGACCCGUGCACAUCGCGUCGGGAUGGGCUGGUCUGGCAUACGCGUUCAUUCUGGGCAAGAGAAGGAGUGUCGGCGCCCAGUCCAAGAAGAAGCCGCACAACACGACCUUGGUCUUCCUCGGAACGAUCUUGAUCUGGUUCGGCUGGUUCGGAUUCAACGGCGGCUCCGCGCUGAACGCGUCCGUUCGUGCCAUGUAUGCGGCAUUCAACACCAACACCGCGGCGAGCUGCGGCGUGCUGGGCUGGGUAUUGGUCGACUACAUCCGCACCAAAGGCAAGUUCAGUGUCGUCGGUGCCUGCGAAGGUGCCAUUGCGGGACUGGUCGGCAUCACGCCGGCAGCAGGUUAUGUGAGCGUCUGGCUCGCAGCAGUGAUUGGCUUCUUGACUGCGGUCGUGUGCGCCAGUCUGCAGAACCUCAACGACUGGUUGAACAUUGACGAAGGGCUGGAAGUGUUCAAGCUGCACGCGGUGGGCGGCAUGAUGGGAUCCUUCAUGACGGGCAUCUUCGCCGACCAGACCAUCUCUGCCCUCGAUGGCGCGUCGCUGUACCCGGGCGGAGUCAACGGCAACGGCAUCCAAGUAGGCAAGCAGUUGGCAGAGAUUAGUGCCAUCUCCGCCUACAGCUUCGUGGUGACGUGCAUCUUGCUGCUCAUCCUCAAGUACAUUCCCGGCUUGGGACUGCGCGUCAGUGAAGAAGCAGAGAUGCGAGGACUGGAUCUGGACCAGUUCUUCGACGAACAGAUUGGCGACUGGUCCUACUUUGAGACGUUUGAGGGCAACCAUCAGGUCUCGCAUAGCCUCUCGCCACCCAUGCUGCCGACCAGCAGUGCCACCAGCGAGCAGGCCGAAGCCACCAAGGCGGAGAGGAAGGAGUAG
Molecule: messenger RNA, 1452 nt
Organism: Sphaerulina musiva SO2202
Lineage: Eukaryota; Fungi; Ascomycota; Dothideomycetes; Mycosphaerellales; Mycosphaerellaceae
Product: ammonium transporter
Exons: 3
Coding region: 1-1452 (483 amino acids)
Biological process (GO): ammonium transmembrane transport
Cellular component (GO): plasma membrane
Molecular function (GO): ammonium channel activity
Source: RefSeq, a predicted model, not a curated record